GCCUCGGCACGGCCCCUCAGUUCGGAGCCGGGCAGCUACCCUCGUCGAGGGGGAAGCGUGGAGCCGAGGGCGGUGCCUGUGAGCGCAGCUCCCCGCCACUGCCCCUCACCAUGGAGCCGGGGUACGUCCCCCGGGGUGGGGAUCUCACUGCAGAAGUCAAAGGCAGAAGAGAAAAUCAAAUCUGGUAUUUGAAAAUAUCAAAACUGGCACUGGCUUUUGCCAUUAUCCGCUCCAAACCACCAGGGAAGAGCUGCAAAGAGUACACUGAGCACCUUGCCAAACUUGUAUCUCAACAAGAUUUUGACUGGAAAUCGAAAGUUAAAACACUAGAAGCUGAAAUUUUUCGUUUACGUCAGGAGCUUCUUUUGAACAAGAUCUGUCAGAGAGUCUGCUUGGAAAAUGGAAAACCAGGUGCCUCUACUGAAACUCUUCUGGAUGAGGAACAUGUAAAUCCUAUGAGUUACUCAAGCCAGUUACAGGACUCUGGAUGUGAUGUGUCUAAUGACUAUGCAUUUGAAUCUUUAGGAAUAGCUUCUGAUUUCCAAGAACUUGAGCAUACUGUCGACACAUCUAAACGUUGUUUGGAAAUAGUUCCCCCAUUGAAUCUUUGCUAUGCUAGCAAGGAGGAAUCUUUGACUGUUCCAGUACAGUUUUUUAAACAUUUGCUUGAAAUAAGGAAGCUGUCAGAAGGAGGAAUGCUGCAAGCAGACUUCACAGAGCUUGAGAAUGAUUCUUUCACGAUAUGCAAUUCAGUGUCUCAGCUGCUUGAUGGGCUAACUGUUUUUUACAACAGUCCUAAAUUUCCAGUUUCAAGUUCUCUUACUGAGGCAGUUUGUGUUUUGAUCAGAUUAGUAACUGACACUAAAUUAUCUAAUCAUGUUCUGAAGAAGUGUUUCAGGAAGCUGGAAGAAUUUAUGAAAAACCUAAUUCAGAUUAUAUUAAGAAACAGCGAUAUCAAUAGGUUUCAGGCACUGGAUGCUGUGUCACACACUCUUGUUUUGCUAGGAAGGAACAACAUACUUCGAAAUUCUUUAAUGUCUUUUCUACUGUCAGAACUACAGCAGUUUGCUGAGCAGAUGUUGCAAGCUUACCAGAUCCAGGAGAUGUAUGACAUUACCCAGUAUGAGAAUAUUUUUUCUUUGUUUAUGAUUCUGGAACAACUUCUUCACAAAGAGACAGAAGAAAGUAACACUUCAGACUCAGGCUAUGAUGGAGAAGAGAAAAUCAAAUUUCUGAAGAACCUUGAUCAAAUUAUUCUUCACGUUUCAGAUGAAUUCCCUUUGUUUUCUUUAUAUUUAUGGAGAGUGAGUGUUCUUUUGAACUCAGCUCAAAUACAAAUUGAUUAAAACAAGCAGCCUACUUUUAA
Molecule: messenger RNA, 1366 nt
Organism: Gallus gallus (chicken)
Lineage: Eukaryota; Metazoa; Chordata; Aves; Galliformes; Phasianidae
Gene: MEI4
Product: meiotic double-stranded break formation protein 4
Exons: 5
Coding region: 111-1346 (411 amino acids)
Biological process (GO): meiotic DNA double-strand break formation; spermatogenesis; oogenesis
Cellular component (GO): lateral element
Source: RefSeq, a predicted model, not a curated record